This is a messenger RNA of Poecilia reticulata (guppy), 697 nucleotides long. NCBI's taxonomy places the organism in Eukaryota, Metazoa, Chordata, Actinopteri, Cyprinodontiformes, Poeciliidae. The record is from RefSeq and is a predicted model, not a curated record.
CCGCUUUGAGCUCCACAAGUUCCGAGGAACAACCCAGUCCGACAGACAUGGCAGAGGAAGCUCCAGCAGCCGCGCCGGCUAAGGCUCCGGCCAAAGCCCCGAAGAAGAAGUCCGCUCCCCGGCCCAAGAAGGACGGGCCCAGCCUCCCCAAACUCAUCGUGGACGCCGUGGCCGAAUCCAAGGAGCGCAAGGGGACGUCCCUGGCGGCCCUCAAGAAGGUGCUGGCCGGGAAAGGAGUGGACGUGAGCAAGGCCAACAAGCGCAUCAACACCGCCGUCACCAAGUUGGUCACCAAAGGGACCCUGAGCCAGACYAAGGGCACGGGGGCCUCCGGCUCCUUCAAGCUCGCCAAGAAGGAGCCCAAGGUCGCUAAACCGGCGGCCAAGAAGGUGGUGAAGAAGAAGGCGCCCGUCAAGGCCAAGAAGCCCGCGGCAAAGAAGAGCGCAGCGGCCAAGAAACCCGCCGCAAAGAAACCCGCAGCGGCAGCCAAGAAGUCCCCGAAGAAGGCUCCGGCCAAGAAAGCGGCCAAGAAGCCCGCCAAGAGCCCCAAGAAGGCCGCGCCCAAGAAGCCCAAGGCCGCCGCCGUCAAGAAGCCCAAGGCCGCAGCCAAGAAAAGUCCAGCAAAGAAACCUGCAGCCAAGAAGGCCGCAGCAAAGAAGGCCAAGAAGUAAACAGCUGCUUCAGCCCCGCAUUUUAC